UAAUGAACAAUCAUUUUGAACCAUAUGUUAGAAAUAAAAGAGAUUUAAAAGUUCCUUACAUUUCAUGCUAAGAUUACACAAAUUUAGAAUAAGCAUCUAAAUUGAUACCUGCUUUGAAGUAAAUAAAUCAAAGUGACAGAAAUUUAGCAGAUGCUGCUAAUUCAUAUACAUAUAUACUUCGUAGUAACAAUGAUGAUGAUAUUCAUAAAGUAAUAAAUAUUUAUAAUAGAAAAUAGUCUAUAAAAUAUGGAAUUUGGACAUCAAGUAAAGAAAACAAUGAGAAGUUGAAUGCAAAGUAUUUAGAAGGUCAAUAAGAUGGAAUUCCAGUUUAUUUGUUUUUCAGUGUUGUUAGAAGUGGAUAAUUUGUUGGAGUGGCAAAGUUGACAUCUGGAUAUAAAGAAGAGAGUUUUCAAUAUUGGUGGGAGAUAAAAAAGUGGAAGGGACAUUUCAAUGUGUAAUGGUUGUAUGUAAAAGAUGUACCAAAUAAACAUUUUGAGCAUUUAAGAAAUAGGUUAGAAUUUAAUUAUAACUGUGAAUAGUGAUAAUAUUGAAGUGACUAGAUCUAGAGAUGGUGUGUUUUUGAAUUGGGAAACUGGGAAGUAGAUGAUGAAAAUAUUUGAAGAAUUUUCUGAUUAAAAAAGCAUAUUGAAUGAUUUCACAGUAAUAGAUGAGAGAGAAUAAGCAUUAAGAUAAUACAAAUAUUAGAUGUAGCAGUAACGAAAUCAAUAAUAAUACUAUCCUUAUUAUCCAUAUUAAUAUUAUGAUUACCAAUAAUAUCAAUAGUAUCCUCAACAAUAUCAAUAAUAAUAAUAAUAAUAAUAUCAAAAUGAUUAUUGGUAACAAGCUUAGAAAUGAU
Molecule: messenger RNA, 856 nt
Organism: Paramecium pentaurelia
Lineage: Eukaryota; Ciliophora; Oligohymenophorea; Peniculida; Parameciidae
Source: the annotation of a GenBank genome assembly